This is a messenger RNA of Arachis stenosperma, 1254 nucleotides long. Its product is annotated as protein TIC 21, chloroplastic. The record is from RefSeq and is a predicted model, not a curated record. The coding region runs from base 76 to 954 and encodes 292 amino acids. NCBI's taxonomy places the organism in Eukaryota, Viridiplantae, Streptophyta, Magnoliopsida, Fabales, Fabaceae. The transcript has 4 exons.
AGAAAGCAGAAGACGGAGAAAGACCAGUGAGCAGCCAAACAGAUUCUCUUCUUCUUUUACAGAAAUCAAACUGCAAUGCAAACGCUACUUCCGCCGGCAACACACACCGGGAGGUUCACGGUGGCGCCGGCCGCGGCUCCGCUUUCAGCCUCCGCAAUCUCCUCCUGUCGGAUUCCCCGAACUAUUCUCCGCGCGAAUUUCCUUCCCUCACUCUCUCUGAAGCCUCUUCCCUCACUUGCACCUUCGUCUUCCUUGUUCGGUUCCUUUGUUUCUCGCCGUCCAUGGAAGCUUCCCUUCACCGUCGUGAGCGCUUCCUCUCAAGUUUCUCAAGCUUACUCUCCCUCCAACGACGAAUCAGAGAAAGCAAAACUUGAUCAGGUGUCGAAGAGAUUGGAGAAGACUGCGAGGUACUUCAAGCGAUUGGGGAGCUUAGGGUUUUGGGGUCAGCUAGUGUGCACCGUGGUGGCUGCAGUUAUACUUUCCUUUUCAGUUGUUGUCACCGGAAAAGUCACGUCGCCGGCUACAUUUUAUGCAACUGCCGGUGGAAUUGCGGCUGCUUUCAUCUCUGUGUUUUGGUCGUUUGGUUAUAUUCGGCUCUCUGAGAAGCUUAGAAGAACUGCCAGCGACCCAACCAAGGCACCCCCUCGUGCUGAUGUAAUUAAAAGCUUGAAAAAUGGUAUCGUAGUGAACCUUUUGGGAAUGGGUGCUGCUAUUCUUGGGAUGCAAGCUACUGUUGGAUUGUUGGUUGCAAAGGCUCUCACUUCCUCUGCCAACCCAUAUUAUCAGGGAAUAUCUCCGGGCUACAGCCCUGUUCUUGCUUUGGAUGUAUUUUUGGUGCAGGCUUCCGCCAACACCAUUCUUUCUCAUUUUCUUGGGCUAGUUUUCUCACUAGAGUUGUUGAGAUCUGUCACAUUACCACCGUCAGAAGCAACUCCGUUUCCCAAGUUUGCAUAAGGUGUGCCUCAACAUUAGUAUUUUGGUCAACUAUAAAUAUCACUCCCGUAUGAUAAAAGCACAGGGGAAAAAAAAUUUAAGAGUUCCCACAUUUGCAGUAGUUGUUUUGUUAAUGGACGAUGCUCAGCCUUGAUAAGGCAUUUGGUAGUUCCAAGUUUUGUAAAAUCCCAGCAAUAUUUCUAAUAAGCUUCUCACCAAUUAACACUUGUAAGAAUUGAUUGUACAUUAGACCUGCGGUACCAUCCUUGGGUAUUUGUAUUUUUUUUUUUUUGCGUCAAAAAUAUAAUCAUGCUUCUCCUA